Molecule: messenger RNA, 1774 nt
Organism: Oncorhynchus gorbuscha (pink salmon)
Lineage: Eukaryota; Metazoa; Chordata; Actinopteri; Salmoniformes; Salmonidae
Product: homeobox protein Hox-C4-like
Exons: 2
Coding region: 284-1093 (269 amino acids)
Biological process (GO): regulation of transcription by RNA polymerase II; anterior/posterior pattern specification; embryonic skeletal system morphogenesis
Cellular component (GO): nucleus
Molecular function (GO): DNA-binding transcription factor activity, RNA polymerase II-specific; RNA polymerase II cis-regulatory region sequence-specific DNA binding
Source: RefSeq, a predicted model, not a curated record
GUGUUUGUUUUGAUCAUUUGCUUUGGUGUCACCAAUGGCGUGAGGAGAGAGCGAGAGACAGCGAGAGAAAGAGAGAGAGAGAGAGAGAGAUGAUGCCCACAAUGGCGACCGAAGGUACGUUCGAAAACCUUUGGUUCCUUAUCCGGGGACUACCUCUCACUCUGCUAUUGGGCCGUGGGGUCACGUGGUAAAAGUAACUUUACAGGGCUGCUCGCAAGUAGGAGGGCUUUAUGGAGCAGAAAAACGACAAAGCUAGAAAAAUUAUUUUCCACUCCAGAAAUUAAUGAUCAUGAGCUCGUAUUUGAUGGACUCUACCUACAUUGAUCCGAAAUUUCCUCCAUGCGAGGAAUAUUCACAAAACAGCUACAUCCCCGACCACAGCCCCGAAUAUUACAGCCGCGCAAGGGACCCUGGCUCUGGUUACCAGCAUCACCAUCAGGAGUUAUACCCUCCGCGGGCGAGCUACCAAGAGCGCCAAUAUAACUGUGCAAGCAUCCCUGAACCUGACACGCAAAGUGGACAUGGACUACCCCAUACUGCGCACCUGCUUGCAGGGAAAGGGCAGCCAGCCUCAUGUGAGACCCCACAGCUACCCAUGUCCCCCACCACCCCACCGGCUGCAUCCUCCGCCUGCAACCAAGCUACACCGGAGCAUCCAAACAGCUCAGCCUCCUCCAAGCAGCCCGUGGUAUACCCAUGGAUGAAGAAAAUUCACAUCAGCACUGCGAACCCGAAUUACAAUGGUGCGGAUUCCAAGCGGUCUCGGACAGCCUACACUCGACAGCAGGUCUUAGAAUUGGAGAAGGAGUUCCACUAUAACCGCUAUUUAACUCGGCGGAGGCGCAUUGAGAUAGCUCAUACAUUGGUUCUCUCCGAACGACAAAUCAAAAUUUGGUUUCAGAACCGCAGGAUGAAGUGGAAAAAAGACCAUAGGCUUCCUAACACCAAAGUGAGAUCCUCCACCACGGGCGUAUCCUCGGGGUCCAACACAACCUCAUCAACCGGCGCUGUCGCCACUUCCUCGGCCACUGGUGCCAUUAUUCCAAAUGAACUUUCCGGAGGAGAGGAUGGCGAGGAUAUUACAACGUUAUAAGGCGAACAAAACACAAAACACUUCAAGAAGGGAGAUAGAGAAAUGACUGAUUAUUUAUAGAAUAAAAUAAUCAGUCAUAUAGAAUAUAUUUUGUUUUCGUAGCUAUUUGUGUGGUUUCAUUUAAGUCCAAAGUUAUAUAAAAUGCAUGUUAUAUAGCAUGGAUUUAUGCGAAAACCGAUGGAUUCUUUUUACGCGACACAGGGUUUAAGUUAUUUCAUGCUGAAUCAAAAUGAUGUUUUUAUGAGAAAAUGUUUUGAAUGAAGGAAAAAAAUUGUAGGCCUACAUUUGAUCUAAAUGUUAUGGUGGGCCAUUCGUUUGCCCUGCUGCCCAAGGUGAAAUGCACAAUUUAUUUAUUUUAAGCGGAACACUGGAAGAAUAUCAUUAUUAUCAUAGUUAUUUUUGGUAAAAAUGCUGGAACAAGGUGAAUUACCUCGCGUAUUUCAAAAACAGGAUUUUGAAUUACAAUUUAGUUUGUGGUGUUUACGUUGUGUUUAGCAGGUUAUUGUAAAAUGCAAUAAACAGAGUUUAGUGUAUUUGUGAUAAUCAUAUUGGUCAAUAAAACAGUGAAUGUCUACUAGUUUUUUUUCAUGUUUAGAUGGAUUUUAUUCAUGACCAAUCGAGGUCAAGUGUAAUUUAUUUUGAUAACAGAAGCUCAUCCUAUGAUGUGGUGAACGUUAUUUC